Messenger RNA from Oldenlandia corymbosa var. corymbosa, 783 nucleotides. Lineage: Eukaryota; Viridiplantae; Streptophyta; Magnoliopsida; Gentianales; Rubiaceae. The record is from the annotation of a GenBank genome assembly.
AUGGCUUAUCCGUGGGUUGAUCCGACCGAUGAGGAAUUAAUGAGCUACCUUAAGAACAAGGUGCAGGGACUUGUAUCCGACAGGGGAUCCAAGGUCAAAAUUAUCGAAAUAGACAUGUAUGGCGAGGGCGAACACAGGAGUGGAAUUCCGGCCGGCCGGGACUUGUUCUUUCCCAAAGAGAAAGACAUUGGACGUUUUGGAUGGAUGGAUGUGGAGGAUCCAACCAAACCCGGGUAUGCCUUGCCAGACCAGAGUAACUUUCUUUAUGUGUUCACCAAACAUGAUGAUUCUACUCCAAAAGUGGUGGCUGGAUGUAGAACAUGGCACCCAAGCACUGAAAAAGAGGCUGUCCAUGAUCCUGCUGCUGCUGGGACGACGUCAAUCCCGAUCGGGUACAAGAGGUCGUUCACAUUCAAAUGGCUUCCGCACCAUCAAAAAUCAAUCCUGAGGAAGUGGAAAUGGACUAUGGUCGAGUACAACAUCAAUCCAUCUGCUCAUGGGAUUACUGCCGUUGGUGGCUAUUACGUGCUCUGGAAAUUAGUUAGGUGCAAUGAAAACUACAUCCUCCUCGACAAUGACAGCUACCACGGCAGCGACAGCGACAGUGGCAGCGAGAGCAACAGCCACAGCCACGGUGCACGUGUCCGAUGGGGCGCUCCUCCACUUGAUGAUCAACGCAAUGAAAAGGACAAAAUCCAUGACAAAUUGUCCCUCGACUUUUGUUAUAAGGACCCUGACCACCAGGUUAAAGAACAAUUUGCUCCAUGUAUUAGCGAAUCUUAG